AUGUGCUCGACCUUCACUCUGACGAGUGUCAAGGUGGGCCACUCACCCGUCAAGCGAAAUCGAGGUGAAGAUGGGGGCCAUGAACAACUGGCAAAUGCCCAUUCGUGCGAUGGAAUGAAUGGGGAUUCAUACCUGUGUGCGGCUGCAGGGAAAACUGGCGAGAAUAAUGGAAGCGUUUGGUCUUUGCCAAAUGCGGGUCUUGUACAUAUGCCUGGUGGUGGCUGUUUGGUAGCAUUGCUUGCAGCAGGGCAGUGCUCGGUUAGCUGCUGGGCCAGUGUCGCCAUGCCCAUUGCCAGCCAUUGUCGCCGCCCUCAGCUGAACUCCAACCAGAUUCAAGUGUUGGGAUGGGAUUGUUCAAACAUGAUCCUUAUUAUUUAUAUGAUGGGCCCCGACUGGGCAAGGGGACCCCCAUUUCUUUGCGAGCCAGGGUGA
Ostreobium quekettii is the source of this 432-nucleotide messenger RNA. Lineage: Eukaryota; Viridiplantae; Chlorophyta; Ulvophyceae; Bryopsidales; Ostreobiaceae. The record is from the annotation of a GenBank genome assembly.